Molecule: messenger RNA, 4521 nt
Organism: Lemur catta (Ring-tailed lemur)
Lineage: Eukaryota; Metazoa; Chordata; Mammalia; Primates; Lemuridae
Gene: SEPHS1
Product: selenophosphate synthetase 1
Exons: 8
Coding region: 1610-2788 (392 amino acids)
Biological process (GO): L-selenocysteine biosynthetic process
Cellular component (GO): cytoplasm
Molecular function (GO): ATP binding; selenide, water dikinase activity
Source: RefSeq, a predicted model, not a curated record
CCCUCAAAACUCUGGGAAAGUUAGUCCCCCAAAUUCUCCUCCCCACUUUUUGAGGCUGGGGAGAGGGAUAUAGGGCUUGGAGGUAGGAAAAUAACUGGAUACCUCGUGAGUUGGAUUUUUUUUUUUCCUGGUAGUGGUGAGGCGGUGUUAAAUGCAAGGCAUUUUGUGAGAGAAGGACUUUGUUGUUUUUGUUCCAAGGCCUUCCUAGUCUAAGUGGUGUGUUCAGACUUUUUGCUAGCUCUAAGAUGGCUUCAGAAGUCCCAUCUCUGUAACUUCCUUUGCUCGCCUGCUCUUUUGGGGCAGGUUGGUUUCUGGGAAUCGUGUUGGAAGGUUUACUCCUGUAGAGUUGUAGGUUUCCCACUGAAAUUCCUGCUCAACUGUUCAUCCCAAACAUGUUUUUGUGUAACGAGGACAGUCUGGAUGACUGCCCAUACUCAGGCUUUGUGAGAUUUAUUUUAAAUGAGUGAUAUGCUUCCCAGGGGAUGGAAAACUCUAUAAAUGGGAAUUAUGUUCUUAAUCAUAAAUUUUAUGGGGAAAACUGACCCUAAAACUUGGGGUGUCUGUAAUUCUAUGCCCAAUAAAGCAUCAGUCUGGAGGUUUGUAAACCCUAGGAGCACAUGUUGGUUUUUUGUGUGAGCCCCAAAGGCUAAAAAACUUAGAAGGUCUUAGUCCAGAAACUUAUGGUGGUACCCAGUACUAUAAAUGCUAGUGAUUUAGUAUGGUUAAAUUUAUUGUAUUACUUCUGCAAUGAAAUGGUAAUGAGCAGUAGCAUGUUUUGUCAGUGAUGUGUGUACUGGUUUGUUGGGCGGGAUGUUUGCUUUCUAGGAAAUAGCAUUGCAUUAAAACACCAGAGAACUUUCCAAGCGUUCUCUUGAAGAACACAAACCUUGCUGUGCUAAACAGCCAUUUCAGUUUUUAAGUCGUGCCCUUGAGCAAGGCCUCCUAUUGGGUUUGGAUUGUUUUGUAUAGUCCUGGCUCAGAGGGAAAACGUGUUUUUCUAAGAUGAGGAUUUAGCAUCAAAAGGAAUUUCGUCCAGUGCCUUUGAAUGAUUGUCCUUUUCCACUAAGUUUCUAUAUUAGGCGGUUCAUUGUGCUGUGUGAGAUACCAAAAGAUAUCAAAAGGUUUUCCAGAAAAGUCACCUUAGCGAGAACCUCUACUUUCUAAACCAUAGUGCUCCCAGGUUGACAGACGAAGGGACCAGCAGUGCAGUUGUAAUACCGCACCCUAGAAGAACCUUUGGGACUUACUGUUCGACCUGCUGUCCUGUCCUGUCCUUCCUUCUUCGGAGGAAACUUUCCUUGCUGGCCCUCUUGCCACAAUUAUAACCACACUCCAGGUGUCAGGUCUUCUUCCAUAGCUGACUGUGGUGGUGUAGUCCCUUUAUGAAAUGAUUUGUUCUGGCAUGUGUAUCACUGUGAUGAGAGGAUCAGUAGCCCUGAAUCACAUUUACUUUUCCCUAUCAUGUGUUCACCCAAUUCUUGACAGUACCAUGGGAAUCCUUUGAAUGGUGUCUUUGUGUUUUGGCAAUACCUAGGUGGAUCUGUCAAGAAGUCAACCAACCAGGAGAGGGAGGGGAGGGGCUGAGCUGUGAGGAGUGGGCCCAAGAACCAUGUCUACGCGGGAGUCCUUUAACCCGGAGAGUUAUGAGUUGGACAAGAGCUUCCGGCUAACCAGAUUCACCGAGCUGAAGGGCACAGGCUGCAAGGUGCCCCAAGAUGUCCUGCAGAAAUUGCUGGAACCCUUGCAAGAGAACCACUUCCAAGAAGAUGAGCAGUUUCUGGGAGCCGUUAUGCCAAGGCUUGGGAUUGGAAUGGAUACUUGCGUCAUUCCUCUGAGGCACGGUGGUCUUUCCUUGGUUCAAACCACGGAUUAUAUUUAUCCUAUUGUAGACGACCCCUACAUGAUGGGCAGGAUAGCAUGUGCCAAUGUCCUCAGUGACCUCUACGCCAUGGGGGUCACAGAAUGUGACAAUAUGCUGAUGCUCCUUGGAGUCAGUAAUAAAAUGACCGACAGGGAAAGGGAUAAAGUGAUGCCCCUGAUUAUACAGGGUUUUAAAGACGCAGCAGAGGAAGCAGGAACCUCUGUAACAGGAGGCCAAACAGUAUUGAACCCCUGGAUUGUUCUGGGAGGAGUUGCUACAACUGUCUGCCAGCCAAAUGAAUUUAUCAUGCCUGAUAACGCAGUGCCAGGGGACGUGCUGGUGUUGACGAAACCCCUGGGGACACAAGUGGCUGUCGCUGUGCACCAGUGGCUGGAUAUUCCUGAAAAAUGGAAUAAAAUUAAACUAGUGGUCACCCAAGAAGAUGUGGAGUUGGCCUACCAGGAAGCGAUGAUGAACAUGGCGAGACUCAACAGGACAGCUGCAGGACUCAUGCACACGUUCAAUGCCCACGCGGCCACUGACAUCACAGGCUUUGGGAUCCUGGGCCACGCGCAGAACCUGGCCAAGCAGCAGAGGAACGAGGUGUCGUUUGUGAUUCACAACCUUCCCGUGCUGGCCAAGAUGGCUGCGGUGAGCAAGGCCUGCGGGAACAUGUUUGGCCUCAUGCACGGGACCUGCCCGGAGACGUCAGGAGGCCUUCUGAUCUGUUUACCACGAGAGCAAGCAGCUCGGUUCUGUGCAGAGAUAAAGUCCCCCAAAUACGGCGAAGGUCACCAAGCAUGGAUUAUUGGGAUUGUAGAGAAGGGCAACCGCACAGCCAGGAUCAUAGACAAACCCCGGAUCAUCGAAGUCGCACCACAAGUGGCCACUCAAAAUGUGAAUCCCACACCCGGGGCGACCUCUUAAUCUAGACAGAAAUAGCUGUUUGAUUUUGUUUUUAAAUAGAUCUAUUUCCUUUAUCAUCACUUCAAUUAAAGACUAUAAACAACAAAAAUCUCAUUGUGUCUACACAUCUGGUGACCUUAGGUCGAUUUGUGAGUGGAUACAAUUAAUAAAAUAAAAUCCAUUGCCUUUUUUUCCUGUUACAUUAACUGAAGAUGCACCUAAUCUUGAGGCAGCUUCUGAGUUGAGAAUUAUAUUGUUAUCCAAUACUGUUGAUUCAUUUUGAAUCUUUAGACACUUAUCUCUUGCCGCAUAGGCUCUUUUUAAAGGUGCUUUCACAUAGCACAGACAUUACCAAUAGUAGUGUCAAAUAGCAGUUUGUGUCUUUUCAUUUUAUGUGUAUUUAUCAUAUAAGUCUGAUCUUUUUUUUUAAGUGUCUUGAAUGGUGUUCUGGAAAGACAGCAUUGGUAAGUGGCACACGACGGUAUCCCAGUAGUGAGAGGGUUGCAUGAUUCCUUUGAGUCUUUGAUUUGUAAAGCCUGGUCUUGGCAUUCAAGAGCAUCUCGGACCCAGGACAUUGUCCAGUAGUGCAUUCAGUUCCACAAGGCAAGUGCUUCACUCUGCAUGGAAAGCACUUCGAAGACAAAAAAGAAAUCGGAUUUCUUUUUUUUUUUGUAGCCUUCCUGAUAUUUACAGUAAUACCAUUAACUGUUUUCUUUGAUAGCAAAAAAAAGGAUACUUUUUGCAAUGAUACUAUACUGUUCUACAGUGCAAGAAGCAAUGGCCUUCCAAAAGGGGGGUCAUGUAUAGUACUCAUUUACAAUUCAAUAUAUAAUUACGCAAAUAAUUUUUAAAUAUAAUCAAUAAUAAAGACUGUUCUGUGGAUGGUAGUGUUUAAUACAUUUUAUAUUUUGUAUAGUGAUUUCAGGCCUUUUGUUUUCUUAAAAUCAGCAGCUAUUUAGCCUAAUUCUUAGCAUUAUUUUGUCCUUUGCGCAGUAUUUUUUUGUGCACGCUUUUUGUGAUCUGUAUUAAAAAUCUGCAUUGCCAACAUUGCAGCUUGAACUUAAAACUUGUUAUUCAAAAUAAAUAUUUAAUUUUUUUAAUUGCUCUUGUAUAAUCAGAUGCCCCUUUUAGUAUUAUUUUAGAAGCAUUGGGAGGAUUUUUGGCUAAAGUACAAUUUAUCGGGGAAAACUAGAUUUUAGUUUUAUAAAACUUUCAAGUCUUUCAUGGGACCUAUAUUUUCUUGAAUUAAAUUUUGUAGUUCUAGAAUAAAUAGGCAACCUAAAAAGGUGUUAUCUGUGUUACGUAAAACCAGAGGCUUUCUUAUAUUUUAACCUACUAAACAGUCAUGAGGGAUUCCUGUCACUAAGCACAAGGGCACCGAGUCCUCAAGUGUCUUGUCUUCGUAAGAGAAAACCACGUCUUUCAAGUUUCCGGAUGCUUCCUGCUUGCAGGCACCAAAGCCGCGCGUGUAGACUGAUCCACUUCUUGCCAAAGGAAACCACCGCUGGAAAGACGAAGCUCCCUGGAAGAGGCUUCAGCAUGGAUGCCCCUCCGCCCUCAGGAACCAUUGAGCAGCCUUUAUGCAUGUGCAGCUGGACCUUGGGCCGCAAGCAUGGUGUGCAGUACAGAAGAGGCUGCUGCAGAACUGAAACUAACUGGACAUUUUAUAGGAAUUUAUAUGGAUGUUGGUCCUCAAAAGCUACAAACUAGUGGUCUGCAAAAUAAAAUAUGUUGGAAACCUCUGAGUAAGAUAA